GGCACAGAGCAGUCAGGAUGGAGAAUCUGGGAGCAGAAUCCAAUCCAGAUAAUGUCAUGGAGUUGGCCAUAUCCCUAUCCGAGCAUGCCACCCCCCCGGACGAACUGGAGAAGGGUCUCUCUCUGGGACCCCCCCCAAGAUCUCCCCCUGUGCCCCCUGUGCCUCCUGUGCCUGGGGAGUUGAAGAGAUCCCAGCCCCUCUUCAUUCAGUGUGGCAGGAAGUCGAAGGAGGAGGAGCUCCGAGCCUCGUCUCUGCCAUCCAUCCCCAACCCCUUCCCCGAGCUGUGCCACCCCCCUGCCCACUCCCCCAUCCUGGCCAGCUCAUCGGGGGGGCGGGGGCUCCUCUCCUACGAUGCCAGCGGCCCCCACGUGGUGAAGGUGUACAGUGAGGAUGGCUCAUGCCGCUCAGUGGAGGUGGCAGCAGGAACCACCGCCCGGCGCGUCUGUGAGAUGCUAGUGCAGAGGGCACACGCGUUGAGCGACGAGAGCUGGGGCCUGGUGGAGUGCCACCCGCACCUGGCACUGGAGCGGGGUCUGGAGGAUCACGAGUCGGUGGUGGAGGUGCAGGCGGCUUGGCCCGUGGGCGGGGACAGCCGCUACGUUUUCCGCAAGAACUUCGCCAAGUACGAGCUCUUCAAGUGCUCACCUCACUCCCUCUUCCCUGAGGCCAUGGUCUCCAGUUGCCUGGAUGCCAACAAGGGCAUGUCCCAUGAGGAGCUCAUACAGAACUUCCUGAACGUGGGCAGCUGUCCGGAGAUCCAGGGUUUCCUGCAGCUGCGGGAGGCGGGCCGCAAACUCUGGAAACGUUCCUACUUUUUCCUGCGCCGCUCGGGCCUCUACUUCUCCACCAAGGGCACCUCUAAGGACCCCCGGCACCUGCAGUACCUCGCCGACGUGAACGAGACCAACGUAUAUGUGGUGACGCAGGGCCGGAAGCUGUAUGGGACGCCCACGGAUUUUGGCUUCUGCCUCAAGCCCAACAAGCUGCGUGGCGGGCACAAGGGACUGUGGGUGUUCUGCAGCGAGGAUGAGCAGAGCCGGAGUUGCUGGGUGGCAGCUUUCCGCCUUUUCAAGUAUGGCGUCCAGCUCUACAAGAAUUACCAGCAGGUCCAGUCCCGGCACAGCCAACUCGCCUGGUUCGGCCCCACCCCUCUGAGGAGCGUCUCCGACAACACGCUGGUCGCCAUGGACUUCUCGGGCUGUGCGGGCCGCGUCAUCAAGAACCCACGGGAGGCGCUGAGCGCCGCUCUGGAGGAGGCUCAGGCCUGGAGGAAGAAGACAACUCAUCGCUACAGUCUGCCCACCCCCUGCCCGGGCACCCCGCUCAGCGUGGCCCUCCAUCGCACUCAGCCCUGGUUCCACGGACGCCUCUCCCGCGAGGACACGCAGCGGCUCAUCUGGCAGCAGGGCCUGGUGGAUGGCGUGUUCCUGGUGCGGGAGAGCCAGCGUAAUCCCAAGGGCUACGUGCUGUCCCUGUGCCACCUGCAGAAGGUCAAACACUAUCUCAUCUUGCCCAGUGAAGAGGACGGCCGCCUGUUCUACAGCAUGGACGACGGGCAGACCCGCUUCACUGACCUCCUGCAGCUGGUCGAAUUCCACCAGCUCAACCGGGGUAUCCUGCCCUGCCCACUGCGCCACUGUGCCACCCGUGUGACUCUGUGAGGUGGGGGCCGGGCGCCAGGGCUCCCCGCCCCAUCCGCCCGGCGCACGCACACAGAGACACACUCUGCCCCUUCCUUGCCACCCUCUGCCCCCCACAGGGACUAGGAACUGGGCCUGACACUGCCCACCCUGUUGCCCAGGGGCCAGGCCGAAGGAAGGGGGCAUUUGAUGCACUUUGGAUCCUUUCACAAAUAUUUAACCCUCCUCCAGGCCUCCAGCUUUCUCCUCUCUCCCCUAACUGCCCCAGUCCGGCCCCCCACCUCCUCCCAGGCCUGAAUUCUCGUCCGGGUGUAUUUGGACGAGGGGCGGGGGGCUCUCGGGGGGAGAGACUGAGCAGUGGAGGGGGCAAGCAGGACCUGGCAGUGGACUCUUUUAGGGGCCAGUCCCUGCCCAGGCCCCAGGGAGCCCCCAACCAAGCUGGAGGGGGCCCGGCUAUAGCGUGGUCCUCCUACGAGUCUAUCAGUGGUCACGGGCUUGUUGCCUUUCCCUCUGCUCUUCCCCAAGGGAGAGGGGGCUGGUCCUCUUCUCCCCCUCCCCAUCCCGCAGUAGGGGAUCCUGGAGCAGAGUUUGGAGAGAGCCGGGAGCUAGAAACCCCCUCCUCCUCCUCCUUCUCCUCCUCUCCCACUCCAUCCUGUACAGAUUCAAUGGCCAGUUAAUGGGUUUUCUACCACUGACAAUAAAGGUUAUUUUGUGAUACUCA
Molecule: messenger RNA, 2361 nt
Organism: Tachyglossus aculeatus (Australian echidna)
Lineage: Eukaryota; Metazoa; Chordata; Mammalia; Monotremata; Tachyglossidae
Gene: GRB7
Product: growth factor receptor bound protein 7
Biological process (GO): signal transduction
Source: RefSeq, a predicted model, not a curated record